Messenger RNA from Lactuca saligna, 372 nucleotides. Lineage: Eukaryota; Viridiplantae; Streptophyta; Magnoliopsida; Asterales; Asteraceae. The record is from the annotation of a GenBank genome assembly.
AUGAGCAGUGCAGAGGCCGGUGGCGAAGAAAGUGUUUGGGGCGGACAAUGGUGGCGAUGGCUUUGUAUCAUCGGGCUUGUAAUCAUUGGUGAUGACGCAGAUGCACCAAGGAGGAGUCCUCCGGAGAUCACUUGCCCAUCCCUCUCUACAUUUCACCAACCGGAAGAUGCGAUUGAAAAAUUCUUCAAUGUCGGAAGAUGCGAAGGAAGGCACUCAACGGUUCUUCGUUCCUCUCCCGUCAUCGGCAGCAAAGAAGAUCAAGGGGAAGAUCCCCCUGUACUCAUCUUCGUCGGAUUAAGGAGGAGAAGCACGAUUGGAAUCAGAAAUCGGGAAGCACUUCCAUUGAUUCACCGAUUCGAAGGAGGAGGAUGA